UGGGUACUUGGUUUCCUCUGGUUCCUGGUCCCCAUCAUCUUCAUUUCCCAGAUGUCCUUCUGUGGAUCCAGGACUAUUGACCACUUCCUGUGUGACCCAGGCCCUCUGCUAGCACUGACUUGCAAAAAAGCCCCUGUGAUAGAGCUGGUCUUCUCCAUUCUAAGUCCCCUGCCUCUCAUUAUCCUUUUUCUCUUCAUCAUGGGGUCUUAUGCUCUGGUCAUAAUAGCUGUAUUGAAGGUUCCUUCAGCAUCUGGGAAAAGAAAGGCAUUCUCCACCUGUGGGUCUCACCUGGCUGUGGUUUCAUUGUUCUAUGGCUCAGUACUGGUCAUGUAUGGGAGCCCAACAUCUGAGCAUGAGGCAGGAAUGCAAAAGCUUGUGACUCUGUUUUACUCUGUCUUGACCCCACUCCUCAACCCUGUGAUUUAUAGUCUUAGGAACAAACAUAUGAAGACAGCCCUGAAGAAAUUUCUGGGGAUAUAA
Molecule: messenger RNA, 480 nt
Organism: Nannospalax galili (Upper Galilee mountains blind mole rat)
Lineage: Eukaryota; Metazoa; Chordata; Mammalia; Rodentia; Spalacidae
Product: olfactory receptor 11G2-like
Exons: 1
Biological process (GO): G protein-coupled receptor signaling pathway
Cellular component (GO): membrane
Molecular function (GO): olfactory receptor activity
Source: RefSeq, a predicted model, not a curated record